AUGUGUAAUCUUGCAAUCUUUCUGUCCAUUCUGGUCUUUGCCUCACCAAUACUGUCUCAUCAAGCCCUAGACCCUGCGGACACCUCCCAGAUCACCAUCAACAAAGUUUCCACAUCUGGAAGCGGCUGUCCCAAGCGCGCCGUGUCCAUCAACAUCUCCAACGACCGCACCGUCGUGACCCUUGGUUUCGAUGAGUUCCAAAUUGGCAUUGGCCGCGGCUUCUCCCGCGCCGACAGUCAGAAGAACUGCGAAAUCCACCUCAACCUCCACUACCCACCUGGAUAUUCGUACGCCGUCGCAGAGACAACAUACCACGGCUACGCACAGCUCGAUGAUGGGGUCCAGGGAUCUUUCAAGUCGGAGUACAUCUUUGCGGACGAGCAGGGGAAGGGCUUGGUUUCUGACUUGCUAGGCGGGUUGCUGGGAGGCUUGGUCGGUACCGUGAAUAACGCGCUAGGGAUAGUGACGGACGCGAUUAUUCCUGGAGGCGGUAUCUAUGCUGACGGGGAUACGUUCCAAUUGACUGACACGACUCCGAUUGAGAAGCGGGUUACAUCUCCGUGUGACGGGCAGGAUGCAGACUUGCUAAUCCGCACGACGAUCAGUCUCUCUGCGCGGAAUAGUAGCGCGGAGGGGAGCCUGAUGGAUGAAGAUGCAACGUUUGCGUUAACGCAGCAAGUGCAUGUAGUUUGGGAAAAGUGUGGGCAGUUGAGGGGUUAG
Molecule: messenger RNA, 720 nt
Organism: Phialemonium atrogriseum
Lineage: Eukaryota; Fungi; Ascomycota; Sordariomycetes; Cephalothecales; Cephalothecaceae
Exons: 1
Coding region: 1-720 (239 amino acids)
Source: RefSeq, a predicted model, not a curated record